CUGCCCCUGUCAGAGGAUCUGCCUAAGCAUGGGCUUGAAAUGAAUGCUUCUUCCUGCAGCAGGCAUUUACCUCUGCUCAGAUGUUGCUCAACCUCUCCCCCCAACAUUGAACUUCUUGAGGUACACCCAGAGCACUGCAGGAGUUCUGCUUUCCUCUCAUCUCAAAGGAAAUGACCUAUAUAUGUACCAACACCAGUUCCUGGAACUUCAUCAAAGACUAUUGUAUGCUGAAAAAGAAAAUAAGAAAAGAUCACAUGAGCUGAGCAGUGCCCUCGAUGAAAUAAAACAUAUAGUUGCAAAAAGAAUUAACUUGACAACAAAUCAUACAGAUGGUAUGAAAGUAUUAAAUGACAUCAGAAAACUCCCCGUGCAUCUUACAAACCUGUACUACUACCUACCUCACCUCCGAGAAUAUGAAGAUGCCAUUUUUCCAAAUGUUGUUAUUGGACAAGAGAGAACUGGAGUCUCACUGGUGAUGGGUAUUCCUACUGUGAAAAGGGAAAAACAGAGUUACCUGAUGAGCACGCUUCGUUCCCUAUUGCAUGGACUUUCUGAAAAGCAAAAGAAUGACUGUGUAAUAAUCAUCUUUGUAGCAGAGGUGAAUGCAGAAUAUGUUAACGGUGUUGCAGAGAGUGUUAAAACCAGCUUCCCCAGAGAGGUGCAGUCUGGAGUCCUAGAGAUUAUUUCUCCUCCUGCUUCUUAUUAUCCAGAUCUUUCCAAUCUGAGGAAAACAUUUGGGGAUUCGGAGGACAGAGUAAGGUGGAGAACGAAACAGAAUUUGGAUUAUAGCUUUUUAAUGCUGUAUGCUCAACCUAAGGGAACAUUUUAUUUACAGCUGGAAGAUGAUAUUAUAGCCAAACCUGAUUACAUUCAAAGCAUUGAAAACUUUGCUGCUGAACAGACCCAAGAGUGGAUGGUUCUUGAGUUCUCCCAGCUUGGAUUUAUUGGAAAACUGUUUAAAUCGGAAGACUUGCCACUUAUAGUAGAAUUUUUUCUGAUGUUCUAUAAAGAUAAGCCCAUAGACUGGCUUCUUGACCACCUGUUCUGGGUCAAAGUGUGCAAUCCAGAAAAGGAUGCAGCACACUGUGAAAAGGAAAAGGCAAAGUUACGUAUCCGUGCUAAGCCAUCUCUCUUUCAGCAUAUGGGACUUCAUUCAUCGCUGUCUGGGAAGAUACAAAAUUUGAAAGAUAAAGAUUUUGGCGGAAGUGUGCUACAUAAAGCACAUAACAAUCCACCUGCAAAAUUGGCUACAAGUCUAAGAGUAUACCAGCAAUAUACCUUGGAAAAUGUUUAUGAAGGAAAAGGCUAUUUUUGGGCUUCAGCUCCAAUGGCUGGGGACUAUAUCAGCUUCACCUUUUUGAAGCCACUGAAAGUAGAAAAAUACUUUUUUAGAAGUGGAAAUAUGGAUUACCCUGGUGAUAUACUGUAUGACACUACUGUGGAAGUGUUGCCAGCUGAUGAAGCUGUAGGGAAAGUACUGGUUGGCAACAGAAGUAAAUUUAACUACACUGCAACCAAAGAUGGAUAUUUAAAGAUAGGGGCUUUUCAAAAUGGAAUUGCAGAAGGCAGCAUUGAUCCGUCAGUAGGAGAAAUACUGGCUGUUCGUUUAUUAGUCAAUUCUGAUUCCCCUGUAUGGGCAAUACUGAGUGAGGUACUCAUCAAGAUGUCUGAAAACUGAGAACUGGAAAAAGUAUAUUUUUGACACAUUACUUCUUAGAGACUUGUCUGAAGACUUACCUAACAGCAACAAAAACCUGAGUGACUAAAUAAAAAUCCAGAUCCAGUACUGUGUAUUGGCAGCGUGGAGAUAACUGUUAAAAACUUGUAAAAACUGUUAAAUCUUUAUGUAACAAAUAUUAGAAGCUAUGAAAAACCUGAUUAUGUUAAAAACUUCCAUAAAAUGCUGUUGAUUAAGCUGUUCUGUAUAAAAAAAUUCUGUCGCUGAUGGACAGCAUUACAUAUUACUGUAAGCAACUGACAUUACAGGCAAUCUCAGGGACAAAACAGGACAGUACAUUUCUAGUUCACUAGAACUAAAUACAUGAACAUUUGGGGGGAAUAUUAAGGACAUGGUUUGCAACUGCAUUAAGGACACUGGUCAGUUUUGAAGGGAAACUAGAACUGAAGGAAAAACUGUCAGUAUUUCAUGCAAGUACUUAGAACACUCCACCAGAGAAAAGAUUAACUUACCAAUAUGAAAGGGGUCUCAAACUUAGCACGUUUUAGCCUUAAUGUAGCAAAAGGUAUGUUUAAUUUUAUUAUUUUUUUAGUGGAAAUUGCUUAUUAGUUGCCAUUUGAAUACCUUGAAUAAUCAAACAGGUGUUGUUCAGAGGGUUGUACAACUUUUCUGUGGAUUGUGCAUUGAAUUAACUACAGGAAAUAAUUGGUAUAAUGUUAACUAUAUUUUUGUAGGAAGAAUAUGUAUUUAAAUAAAAUUUUGUAUCCUGCCAUUUGAUAAUCAGUAUGUCCUGAUAAUUCUAUGCUGGUCACGAGCUGAAAUUCCCUAAAAAUUUGGAAAUAAAUGGCAAACUGCA
Meleagris gallopavo (turkey) is the source of this 2534-nucleotide messenger RNA. RefSeq names its product MGAT4 family member D (gene MGAT4D). Lineage: Eukaryota; Metazoa; Chordata; Aves; Galliformes; Phasianidae. Gene Ontology annotation, biological process: protein N-linked glycosylation. Gene Ontology annotation, cellular component: endoplasmic reticulum; Golgi stack; endoplasmic reticulum-Golgi intermediate compartment. Gene Ontology annotation, molecular function: acetylglucosaminyltransferase activity. The record is from RefSeq and is a predicted model, not a curated record.